Molecule: messenger RNA, 4456 nt
Organism: Globicephala melas (long-finned pilot whale)
Lineage: Eukaryota; Metazoa; Chordata; Mammalia; Artiodactyla; Delphinidae
Gene: PLEKHG5
Product: pleckstrin homology and RhoGEF domain containing G5
Biological process (GO): endothelial cell migration; Rho protein signal transduction
Cellular component (GO): endocytic vesicle; plasma membrane; axon
Molecular function (GO): guanyl-nucleotide exchange factor activity
Source: RefSeq, a predicted model, not a curated record
CGUCCGCCCCACGCCGCCGUUGCGCUCGCCCCCGGCCCGCGGCGCCCCCCGCACCGCCCGCGUUCCCGGCCUCCCGGCGCCUCUUCCAUGGAAGACCGGAGCCUGGCUGAAGAGAAGGGGCUGUGCUGUCAGAACCCCGACUGCAUGGACAAGGGGCGGGCGGCUAAGAUAUGCCACCACGCCGACUGCCAGCAGCUGCACCGCCGGGGCCCCCUCAGCCUCUGCGAGGCCUGUGACAGCAAGUUCCACGGUGCCAUGCAUUAUGAUGGGCACGUCCGCUUCGACCUGCCCCCCCAAGGCUCUGUCCUGGCUCGGAAUGUGUCCACCCGGUCAUGCCCCCCGCGCACCAGCCCUGCAGUGGACAUAGAGGAGGAGGAAGAGAGCUCUGUGGAUGGCAAGGGGGACCGGAAGAGCACAGGCCUGAAGCUCUCCAAGAAGAAAGCCUGGAGGAGACACACAGAUGACCCAAGCAAGGAGUGCUUCACGCUGAAAUUUGACCUGAACGUGGAUAUCGAGACAGAGAUCGUACCAGCCAUGAAGAAGAAGUCGCUGGGGGAGGUGCUGCUGCCAGUAUUUGAAAGGAAGGGCAUUGCGCUGGGCAAAGUGGAUAUCUACCUGGACCAGUCCAACACGCCCCUGUCCCUCACCUUUGAGGCCUACAGGUUCGGGGGACACUACCUGCGGGUCAAAGCCAAGCCAGGGGACGAGGGGAAGGUGGAGCAGGGGGUGAAGGACUCCAAGUCCCUGAGUCUGCCAAUCCUGCGGCCAGCCGGGGCUGGGCCCCCCACCCAGGAGCGUGUGGACCCGCAGAGCCGCCGGGAGAGCCUGGACAUCCUGGCCCCAGGCCGCCGCCGCAAGAACAUGUCGGAGUUCCUGGGGGAGGCGAGCAUCCCUGGGCAGGAGCCCCCAGCGCCCUCCAGCUGCUCUCUGCCCAGCGGCAGCAGUAGCGGCAGCAGCAGCAGUGGCGGCAGUGACAGCUGGAAGAACCGGGCGGCCAGUCGCUUCAGCGGCUUCUUCAGCUCAGGACCCAGCACCAGCGCCUUCGGCCGGGAGGUGGCCAAGCUGGAGCAGCUGGAGGGCAAGCUGCACGCCUACAGCCUCUUUGGGCUGCCCAGGCUGCCCCGGAGGCUGUGCUUUGACCAUGACUCAUGGGAGGAGGAAGGUGACGAAGAGGAGUACGAGGACGACGCCUGCCUGCGGCUGGAGGACAGCUGGCGGGAGCUCAUCGAUGGCCACGAGAAGCUGACCCGGCGGCAGUGCCACCAGCAGGAGGCGGUGUGGGAGCUCCUGCACACAGAGGCCUCCUACAUUAAGAAACUGAGGGUGAUCACCAACCUGUUCCUGUGCUGCCUCCUGAAUCUGCAAGAGUCAGGGCUGCUGUGUGAGGUGGAGGCGGAGCGCCUGUUCAGCAACGUCCCGGAGAUCGCGCGGCUGCACCGCGGGCUGUGGGGCAGCGUGAUGGCGCCAGUGCUGGAGAAGGCGCGGCGCACGCGGGCGCUGCUGCAGCCCGGGGAUUUCCUCAAAGGCUUUAAGAUGUUCGGCUCCCUCUUCAAGCCCUACAUCCGAUACUGCAUGGAGGAGGAGGGCUGCAUGGAGUACAUGCGGGGCCUACUACGCGACAACGACCUCUUCCGGGCCUACGUCACGUGGGCCGAGAAGCACCAGCAGUGCCAGCGGCUGAAGCUGAGCGACAUGCUGGCCAAGCCCCACCAGCGGCUCACCAAGUACCCGCUGCUGCUCAAGUCGGUGCUAAGGAAGACCGACGAGCCGCGCGCCAAGGAGGCCGUCGUCACCAUGAUCGGCUCGGUGGAGCGCUUCAUCCACCACGUGAACGCGUGCAUGCGGCAGCGACAGGAGAGGCAGCGGCUGGCGGCCGUGGUGAGCCGCAUCGACGCCUACGAGGUGGUGGAGGGCAGCAACGACGAGGUGGACAAGCUCCUGAAGGAAUUUCUACAUCUGGACCUGACAGCACCCAUCCCUGGCGCCUCCCCUGAGGAGACACGCCAGCUGCUGCUGGAAGGGAGCCUGAGGAUGAAGGAGGGGAAGGACAGCAAGAUGGACGUGUACUGCUUCCUCUUCACCGACCUGCUCUUGGUGACCAAGGCAGUGAAGAAGGCAGAGAGGACCAAGGUGAUCAGGCCACCACUGCUGGUGGAAAAGAUCGUGUGCCGGGAGCUUCGGGACCCUGGGUCCUUCCUUCUCAUCUACCUGAACGAGUUCCACAGUGCUGUGGGGGCCUACACGUUCCAGGCCAGCGGCCAGGCUUUGUGCCGUGGCUGGGUGGACGCCAUCUACGAUGCCCAGAGCCAGCUUCAGCAGCUGCGUGUGCAGGAGCACCCAGGCAGCCAGCAGCACCUGCAGAGCCUGGAAGAGGAGGAGGACGGGCCAGAGGACGAGGACGAGGAAGGAGGGGAGAGCAGCGCAUCGGCUGCCAGUUCCCCUACCGCCCUGCGCAAAAGCAGCAGCAGCCUCGACUCGCAGCGCUGUGUCUCGGAUGGCUCCACGGAGACCCUGGCCAUGGUGGUGGUGGAGCCUGGGGGGAUGCUGUCCUCUCCCGAGUUCGAGGGCGGCCCCUUCAGCUCCCAAUCAGACGAGACCUCUCUCGGCACCACCGCCUCGUCUGUCACGCCCACCAGCGAGCUGCUGCCCCUGGGCCCAGUGGAUGGCCGCUCCUGCUCUAUAGACUCCGCCUACGGCACCCUCUCCCCGACCUCCCUGCAAGACUUUAUGGCCUCGGCCCCUACGGUGGAGCCAGCACUCCGGCCCCCAGAGUCAUCGCGAGCCCCUUCACCCCCACCCUCGCCCCGCCUCCGCCGACGCACUCCUGUCCAGCUGCUGCCCUGUCUGCCCCACCUGCUCAAGUCCAAAUCUGAGGCCAGUCUCCUCCAGCUGCUGUCGGGGGCCACCACCCGUGGAGCACCCCCAGCCCCUAGCCGCAGCCUGUCGGAACUCUGCUUGGCUGCUACCGUCCCUGGCACCAGGACUCAGGGCUCCCCUCAGGAAGCUGGGCCCAGCUGGGAUUGCCAGGGGGCACCAGGCCCUGGCAGUGGCCCCGAGCUGUCAGAGCUGGAGGGUGGAGCCGGCUGCCCAGCUGGGGAGCCCAAAGGACCCACCAGGAGGAGCAGAGAGCUGUCCUCGGGGGCCUCGCCCAGGGUCCAGCCUGAGCCCCCUCCAGGGACCUCUGCCCAGCACAGGAAGCUGACGUUGGCCCAGCUCUACCGAAUCAGGACCACCCUGCUGCUUAACUCCACCCUCACUGCCUCGGAGGUCUGAGCAGAGGGAGGCUCCCAGGGGUGCCACUGACCAAGGCACAGCAGACAGCACGCCUCCUGGGGUGUGCCGGCCCCUGCUCCAGCUGCUGCCUUAUGUGUGCCCCAGCCAGAGUGCUGGGCAGGACCCCUGCCACCGCCCCCAGGGCCCAAUUUGCACUUUGCCAGACUGGCUGGAAGUGGAGGAGGGCUCAGCAGAGGCCCAGGCCCAGGCUGCAGGGCCCUGUUACAGCCACCACUGUCACUAACCUGCCUGUGCCUCCGCCCCCCAGCCUAGGCAGGGUCCCUUGCCCAAUACCCCCGGAGUCACCAGCUCCAAGCCUCUGGGCUGGGCUCCAGGGCUGGGAUCCCAGGCAGCCCUUCCCACCUCCACCCUCAUCUGGCCCCAAUGGGACGGUUCCCCUGCCCUCGCCUCCCUCCCUCCCUCCCUCCCACCCACCCAGACCUGGGCUGGGCUCUGUGUAAAGUUGCAUAUUUAUUGAGCUUUUGAUUCUUUUAUAAAGACUUGUAUAUACUCCACCGGAAAGAGUCCUUUGCUUUUGGAACGCCCCCCUUUCUGGACUCAGGUGCACUUGGGUGCCUCCCUGGGCUCCCGCCCCCUCCCUCUGGUGGGGCCCCGCUGGAAGAGACUGUGGGAGCAGAAGUGAAUUAGUCGGGCGGAGAUCGCCUGACUAGUACUCCCAAGAUCAACCCCUGUCCCCUGCCGCAGACAUGAGGCCCACCACUAGAGCCCCCCACGAGGUGCCCUCCCCCACGUGGUACCUUAGAGAGCCCCGCCCUGAGCCACCCCUCUGAGCUUAUGCCAGGGUGGGCCGUGGUCUCAGGCUCUUGUGAAAGUGCCCCCUAGGACUCCCCUCCAGGGCGGGGGGACGCCACGCAGUACGUGGGGAGGGUGGGUCUCCCACCUGGGUACUUCUGGCCCAACCCCUCAUGGCUGAGGGCGGGCUCUGAGGCCCAGAGAGGGGAGGUCGCCUCCCUAGGAAGCGGUGGUCUCAGGGUUGAAGCUAGCACCCAGGCGUGGGACCUGGCUGCAGCCCUGUGCUGUGUGCACCUUGCCCACCAACCGCCUCAGGUGAGCUCAGGUGCGGGCUUCGGCCUGGGGGCUCGCUUCCUGGUACCGGCGGCCCCGCCCUGCGCCCUCCCCCUCCCCCUCCCCUCCCCCUAGGCGGGCUCUUCGGGCGGCGCGG